Messenger RNA from Ramularia collo-cygni, 1773 nucleotides. RefSeq lists its product as uncharacterized. The transcript is spliced from 6 exons. Lineage: Eukaryota; Fungi; Ascomycota; Dothideomycetes; Mycosphaerellales; Mycosphaerellaceae. The record is from RefSeq and is a predicted model, not a curated record. Bases 1 to 1773 code for a protein of 590 amino acids.
AUGUGGACCACCGGCACAAUCUGCUGCAUCUUGGGCAGCGUUCUCCUUGGAGAUGCACAGACUGUCAAUCUAGGAAGCGCAGCGGCAUUUGGAGCAAUCGCCCCUGCUGGAAUCGACAACACUGGAAGUACUGUCAUCGAUGGAAAUAUCGGAACUACUGGAAUAACCAUCACCGGCUUUCCUCCAGGACUAUACACGGGCUCCCUCGAGAUUAACAAUAGCGUUGCUAUCACUGCCAAUGCCGACUACGCGGCAGCAUACGCACAAGGUCAAUCUCUUGCACCGACUGUAGACCAGGCAGGGCUCUACACUCUACAAGGCCAAACACUAGGUCCCGGUGUAUAUAGAUACGAUGGAGCGAUAUCUCUCGAUGGAGUUCUUACCCUGUCAGGCAGUGGCACUUAUGUUUUCCAGCUGCCUUCUACUCUCACCACCAUCACCAGCUCCAGCGUAGUCCUUAUCAAUGGAGCGUCUGCUUGUGAUGUUUACUGGAUCAUUGGAAGUGCCGCGACCUUUGGCGCGGCCACCAACUUCGCUGGCAACAUCCUGGCGUCUGGCGCUAUAACACUUACUACUGGAGCUUCUGUUCAGGGAGGUCUGUACGCUGGCACUGCAAUCACCCUGGAUGGCAAUGUCGUUAACGCCUGUGGUAUUCCGCCGCCGAUCUACAGCGAUCCUGGCCAGAGUCCUGCGUCCACGUCUUCCGCAAUUUCCGCGACAACGCUCACAGCCUCGCCACCAGGAGGUGACGACACUUCUAUUCCGAUCCUCACAACGACAUUUUUCCCGUCUGCGUCUUCCGCAGUUCCUACAGCAACGCUCACAGCUCAGCCGCCACCAAGCACUCCUGGCUCCGUCUUUUCAUCAACACUGCCUCCGUCUGCGUCUUCUGUAUUACCCGGGGAAACUUUCACAACCCAACUGCCAUCGAGUUCUAGCCCUCCUGGACCAGUCAUUUCGUCGACAGUUCUUUCGUCUCCAUCUCCCCCUACUGCCGUGGCAACAGUUACGGCUUCGUUACCAACGAGCUCCAGCUCUGCGGGCAACAUUCCGUCGACCACUCCACUGAUUACUUCGACGGAGUUGACCACAGUCCCUGGAACAGCCGGAACAGUCGCGUUACCAACCACGUCGCUUGCUUCGCCCAUAAUCUCUACCGCCUCUGGCCCAAUCUUCUCGACGAAUCCACCGGUCCCCUCAUUGGAUUCAUCCCCCGUCUUUGUAACAUCUGUACCGCCACCCACGACGCCAAUAGCUUUUAUUUCGUCCACGCUGCUUUCGACGUCGCAAUCGCCUAUGUCAGCCUCAGUCACGUCCGAGGCCAACCUAUCCCCGGUUUCAUCCACUUUGCUUCCACCAACAACGUCUCCCACAACGACGUCUUCUACAAUACCCUUGACCCCAAUCUCAUCUACUGAUCUCUCGCCAUCGAGUUCAUCUACUGCCAUUUUGUCGACUACACCAUCCACCACCUUUCCAAGGUCGUUCUCGUCGACUGCGAAUACGGUCUCGACGGCCUUGUCGACGACUGGGACUGCGUCAACGUCAAGCACAGCCAAAAGUUACAGCACGAUCACCACCAUCACAUGCAUCAGGUCGAAGCCGAUCGAGACCACCACACAUCUGACUUACACAACGAUCAGCACAUGUGUAUGCAAAACGCAGCAGACUGUGACUACCACCACCUGCAAGCGCCCCUCAACCACAACAGAGAGGCCCACCACCACAGCCAUGAAGUGCACUAAGUGUCUACACAAGAAGGUUCAGCAUUGA